Saprolegnia parasitica CBS 223.65 is the source of this 2326-nucleotide messenger RNA. Its product is annotated as methylmalonyl-CoA mutase. Gene Ontology annotation, molecular function: methylmalonyl-CoA mutase activity; metal ion binding; cobalamin binding. The transcript has 10 exons. The record is from RefSeq and is a predicted model, not a curated record. NCBI's taxonomy places the organism in Eukaryota, Oomycota, Saprolegniomycetes, Saprolegniales, Saprolegniaceae. Gene Ontology annotation, cellular component: mitochondrion. Bases 8 to 2260 code for a protein of 750 amino acids.
CCUCGGUAUGUGGCGAUCCACGGUCCCCCGCAGCUUGGCCCUGACGCGCGCCAUGAGCGUGACCCGCCGGGUCCAAAAGCCGCUGCCGGAAGCAUGGGCCAAGGCCGCGACGAAGGAGCUCAAGGGCAAGGACCCGAUGGAGACGCUCCUCUGGAAGACGCCCGAGGGCAUCAACAUCAAGCCGCUGUACACCAAGGACGACAUGGAGGACUUGGAUCCGGCGCAACUUCCCGGCGCCUUUCCCUUCACGCGUGGCCCAUAUGCGUCCAUGUACACGGCCAAGCCCUGGACCGUGCGGCAGUACGCUGGUUUCAGUACCGCCGAGGAGUCGAACGCGUUCUACCACAAGAACUUGAAGGCAGGUCAGCAAGGUUUGUCGGUCGCCUUUGAUCUGGCUACGCAUCGUGGCUACGAUUCGGACCACCCGCGCGUGCAGGGCGACGUCGGUAUGGCCGGUGUCCCGAUCGACUCGGUCGAAGACAUGAAGAUCUUGUUCAACGGCAUCCCGCUCGACAAGAUGUCCGUCUCGAUGACCAUGAACGGCGCUGCGUUGCCAAUUCUGGCCAUGUACAUCGUGGCCGCGGAAGAGCAAGGCGUCGACCAGAAGCUUCUCGCCGGCACGAUCCAAAACGAUAUCCUCAAAGAGUUCAUGGUGCGUAACACGUUCAUCUACCCGCCGCAGCCGUCGAUGCGCAUCAUCCAAGAUAUCUUUGGCUACACGUCCGUGUACAUGCCCAAGUACAACUCGAUCUCGAUUUCGGGCUACCACAUGCAAGAAGCCGGCGCCGACGCCAAGCUCGAGUUGGCGUUUACGAUUGCCGAUGGUAUCGAGUAUGCGCGUGCUGCUGUCGCUGCUGGUCUCGACGUCGACAUGGUCGCACCCCGUCUUUCGUUCUUCUUUGCGAUUGGCAUGAACUUCUACAUGGAGGUGGCCAAGCUCCGUGCGGCGCGCAAGCUGUGGGCCAUUCUCGUGGAAGAAAAGUUCAAGCCCAAGAACCCCAAGAGUCUCUUGCUCCGCACGCAUUGCCAAACGUCCGGCUACUCGCUUACCGAACAAGACCCGUACAACAACAUCAUCCGCACGACCGUCGAAGCGAUGGCUGCCGUCAUGGGUGGAACGCAAAGUCUGCACACGAACGCACUCGACGAAGCGCUCGGGUUGCCGACCGAGUUCAGUGCGCGUAUGGCCCGUAACACGCAGCUCAUCCUCCAGGAAGAGACGGGUAUUCCCAAGGUCGCUGACCCGUGGGGCGGCUCGUAUUUGAUGGAGAACCUCACACAAGAGCUCGUCGACUCGGCGCUCGAGAUCAUCCAAGAGGUCGAAGACUUGGGCGGUAUGGCCAAGGCGAUCGAGUCGGGCAUGGCCAAGCUCCGCAUCGAGGAGAGUGCGACAAAGAAGCAGGCGCGCGUCGACUCGCGCGAAGACGUCAUUGUCGGUGUCAACAAGUAUCGCCUCGCGAACGAGGACCGCGUCGACGUGCUUUCGAUCGACAACAACAAAGUGCGCGAGUCGCAGAUCAACCGGAUCAACACGACCAAGGCGAACCGCAACGAAGCGGAGGCCCAAGAGUGCCUCAAGCGCCUCAUCUACUCGGCCAAGCUCACCGAGUCGACGGGUCCCGGCCUGCACGAAUACAAUUUGCUCAAGCUCGCCGUCGCUGCCUCGCGCGCGCGGUGCACAGUCGGCGAAAUCUCCGAUGCUCUCGAGUCGGUCUGGGGUCGCCACGUGCCCAAGAGCUCGGUCGUGCAGGGUGCGUACCGCGAUACGUACAUGGCCAGUGAAGCCGAAGCUGAGUACACGACGGUAUUGGCCGAGGUGGAUGCGUUUGCCGAAGACCAAGGUCGUCGGCCGCGUCUUCUUGUGGCCAAGAUGGGCCAGGACGGACAUGACCGUGGUGCCAAGGUGAUUGCGUCGGGCUUCUCGGACCUUGGUUUCGAUGUCGAUGUCGGUCCUCUCUUCUCGACGCCGGAAGAAGUCGCGCGCCAAGCAAUUGAUUCGGAUGUGCACUGUGUUGGUGUGAGCUCGCAGGCCGCUGGGCACAACACGCUCGUGCCGGCGCUCAUGAAGGCACUCAAGGACCAAGGCGCAGAGCACAUUUUGGUCAUCUGCGGUGGCGUGAUCCCGCCCAAGGACUAUGAUUUUUUGUACGAGCAAGGUGUCGGCGCCAUCUUUGGGCCUGGCACGCGCCUCCCGACGGCCGCCAGCGACACGCUGAAAGCCAUCUACAAGAAGCUGGCCCAAAACGCGGCGCAGGAUUAGAUAUGCUGAUGGUGCGCAAUAAUGUAUCGAUCUUGGUGUUUACUACGAACCUCCUCAACGACGACC